Molecule: messenger RNA, 2820 nt
Organism: Trypanosoma conorhini
Lineage: Eukaryota; Euglenozoa; Kinetoplastea; Trypanosomatida; Trypanosomatidae
Exons: 1
Coding region: 1-2820 (939 amino acids)
Source: RefSeq, a predicted model, not a curated record
AUGCUCCUGGUGGAGCUAUCGAGGAGCUCUUUGGCGUCUGCCGCGGCGGGAGAGGCGGCGUUGCCCUCUCCCGCGCCAAACGUGGCGGCCCGCCCAACAGCGGAGGAGGACGCCACCUCGUACCUCCUGCGGCACUGCCGAUUUCCAGUGGAGUGCUGGUGGAUGUCUUUGACGCUGCUGCAGCGGUGGCGACGGCGACACGCCGCGCAGCUGCCGUUGGGGUCGCGCGAGAAGAACCUGCCGCUUUUCCCCGCGGAUUUGUCGCCGGCGUCGUGUGCGCAUUUGAUGCGUCAUCUGUCGUACUCGACCGCGGCCUGGGCGGAUGUUAUUCGCCUCUACGAAAUGGCGACCCGCGAGGUCGCGGGCCCCAAAGCGACGCCUCGGCGGCGGGGGGCGCCUGACGGCGAGGGAGGCGAGCAAAGGGCUGCCGGUCGCGGCCCGCUGCGGUGGAUGCGGCACACGGCGCUGACCUCCCUCUUGCAGGCGGGUCGGUGGAGGGACGCCCUGCACUUCUAUCGCCACAUGCUGUAUCGGCGCGAAACACCAAGCCACGUGGCCACCGGGCACCUCGUGCAGCGGCUGGGGGAAGUGGGCUGCUGGGAGGCGGUGGUUCGCAUCUUUGAAAUUCAUCUCAAACUCGUCGCUGCGACCCACACUUCGACCGCCGCGGGGCUGAGCAAACGUGAGCUCGAAAGCUCCUCCAACCGCGCGGGAGCACCGGAGCGAGCAUCAGCGCGGGCGAGUGAGUGGGGGACGAUGUUCUCCAUGUCCCUGGAUGUGGUGAGUCGCGUUUGCCAACGGCCUCUUAUUGCGAUGCAGAUGUUUAACGCGGCCUGUGAUAAAAAUAUUGAUGGGUCCCUCUUCCGCUGGGACGGCAACUUUCUCUCGGCGGUCCAGUCUUUUCCCUCGGAGCGGGAUCGCGUGGAGGUGCUUCGACGGGCCAAAGUGGCCGGACAGUUUGACCACUUUAAGCUCGUCCGCGGCCUUGUGCACCGUGGGAACUGGCUGGAGGCGAUGAUGGUCUUUGCGGAGGGGCUCGCCGGCCAGCAACUCCGUCGGAGGGACAUUGGCCGGUCCCGGCUGAGCAUCUUGCAUGCCAGCAGUGGCGAUAACGUGCAGGCGGUGCUUCGGCGCCUGCAAAGCCUCGCUGGGCGUCCGGCGAGCUCCCUGCGGGUUAACGAUGCGGAGGUGGAAUGUGUGCUCUCCAAGGUGCCCUCCACGCAGCCGCCCGGCAGUCGUGUGUCACCCGCCUCCCCUAUGGCGCAUUGGUGUUUUUGUCUGCAGAUGCUCUCCGACAACUACGCGUCGCUCGCCACGAAUGGGGGGCGUGGUGUGACGUCUGGGGAGGAGGGGCGCCAACCCACAAAGCACAUGAUGUCGCUGCUGCUGCGCAGCCCUAUGCCCUGGCGAGUGGCGCUGCGCAUCUUCGAACGGUCCCGCCUGCUGGACGCGAGUGCGACGCACGACGACGCGGCUGCCGCCUCUUCCACCUCGAGCGGUGCGCUCAUGGCCAACCGCGUCGCCCACCUCCUCCACCGGCAGGGGCAGCAGCAGCGAAUGAGAGAGUUUCUGGCGUCCGUCUUGCGUGCACGUCCCUUGUCGCCCUCGUCGGAGUUGCUGGAGUUUGCCCCGCUUGACUUCUUCUCGCCCAACGCCGGAGCACCGGGGAGAAGCGCGCUGCUAGUGGAGGACAAGGUGCUCUACCACUUUAUAGACGCAACGAUGGACUGGGAGCGGGCCCUUCGCCUGCUGCACCUCGUCGAGGAGCAACGCGCCGCGACGGCCGCCGAGGCGGGGAACCCGCUUCGGCGCCUUCCCGCCUCGGUCCACUGCGGCGCCCUCAAAAUGCUUCGCCGCUGCAGCGCCUCACACGGCGAGCAGUGGCUGCUCUCCCUGCGAUACUUUCAACACGUGGCUUCGGAGCUUCACCUGCUGGAUUGCGGCACACCGCCCCCUCCGAUUCCACAGCAACACGGGGGUGCAGAAGUGAACACGACCCUUUACUGCGUCCUCUAUGAGACACUGCUGAAUUUGCUCGACGAACCGGCUGCAGCGUGCGGCGGGGUGAGAGCACAGAUGUGCUGUCGUCUCGUGGAGCGCGUGAUGACGCGGUGCGGGGGGCGCAUCCCCGCACACAUGCUGCUUCCGAAUCAGAUGGAUCGUCUGCUGCCCCGCCUAAGCGUUGGGGGCCUUAGUGUGCCGAACGUUGAGGAACGCGCCUGGGUGAGCAUGAAACUUGUACGCUGCGUCCUCGACGCCCUGCAGGGAUCCGCGGGACCGGAGGUCGGCAGGCGUAGCAAGCUGGCUCCUCCCGAGGCCGUCAUGCUUCACGAGCUGCAGAAGCUGGUGUGCCGCGUGGCAGAAUACCAACAACAUUUGGGGCAGUUUCAUGAAAAGGAGCGGCUGCGGUCGAGCUCGGCGGCACCCACAGAGAGGAGGCCACGACCAACGCCUUUUCGGAUGGUCCCCCUCUGGCAGACGUCGCUCGAGCUGCUGGGGCAUCAGUGUCGCGCGUGUGGCACAGGCACAAUGAGGCCUGGGACUCUGAAGCUUGUCUAUCGCUCGUGCGCCACGUCGGGCGGGCAGUGGGAGGCGGCGCUUCGCGCCACCCUGUACCUUCUGCAGCACCAGAGGGCGGCGGAGGGGGCGGUCGUGGGCGAGCACUGCUCCAUGUAUUGCUCCCUCUUCGGCUGGGAGAAGGCGUUGGCGGUUUGGUGCCGUCACUUCCCGCAGGAGACGCUGCGCGCGGUAUCAGGCCACGCAAAGGGACUGGAGUACUUCAUGCAAUCAAUGGAGUCUGCGGAGGGGCAACGACAAUGA